Messenger RNA from Miscanthus lutarioriparius, 474 nucleotides. The record is from the annotation of a GenBank genome assembly. NCBI's taxonomy places the organism in Eukaryota, Viridiplantae, Streptophyta, Magnoliopsida, Poales, Poaceae.
AUGGCGCUCAGAGAUGGAGGAGAAGCCAUUGAAACACACCACCGUCCCAUCUAUGCUAGGAGAUUGAAGUGCGAGAGAGAAGAAAUGGCAGUUUACCUCGCCGUGAACGCCAGAUCGGAGUUCCGGUGUCAUCCACGCUCAGUACCGGGUGCUCGCUCGGGCGGCCUUCCUUGCGCCGGCUGGGAGACCCGCGCCCGCACAGGUGGCCUGGUGCUAGGCGCGACGGCGGCUCAGUACCGGGUCAGACGUUCUGGUGGACAGUGCGAGGAGCGGCCCUGGGGCGAACACGAUGGAGAGCGGAGGCAAUGCGGGAGGCGACAAAGGACGGAGCGUCGGCGGAGGAAGCGCAGCGCAGCGCCGGGCGUGCGUGCGGCCGGAGCGGCCCUGUUUUUCACAUUCCGUGACAGCGCUGGGGUAGAUGAGGCUGGAACUUCGCGGAAGGUUCCAUGGCGGCAGUGCUCUGGUGGACGUUGA